UUGUGUUCGAUUUUUGUAAAAAUUUUUAUUUUUUACAAAAAAAAAAUUUAAUUUGAUUUUUUAAAAUUGUUGUAAAUAAUAACAAUUAUAAUGGAAGUAAAUGAUAUGUUUUAUAAUCAAAUGGAUUAUAUUGAAACAGCAUCCGGUAAUAAAGUUUGUAGAAAAUCUGUAUUAUGUGGACCACAAAGUAUUAUGAUACUUGGAAAGACAAUCGUACAAGAAGGAUGUAUAAUACGUGGUGAUUUAGCUUCGGUUAGAGUUGGCCGAUACUGUGUAAUAAGUAAAAAUGCUGUUAUACGACCACCAUUUAAAAAAUUUACCAAAGGUGUUGCAUUCAAUCCAAUGACAAUUGGUGAACAUGUUUAUAUUGGUGAAGAUACAAUUGUUAAUGCAGCUGAAAUUGGUUCAUAUGUUUAUAUUGGAAAUAAUUGUGUAAUCGGACGAUAUUGUAAAUUAAAAGAUGGUUGUUAUAUUGCUGAUAAUUCGGUUAUACCGCAUGGUAUAAAUGUACCUGCAUUCGGUAUUUAUAGUGGAUCACCUGCAACAUAUAAUGGCCUUAUAUUUGAAUCAAUGCCUGAUGUUAUGAUUGAUUUUACUAAAUCUUAUUAUCAUAAAUUUCGUCCACAACCAUCAUCAUAAUCAAAAAAAUUUUUCAUCAAUUAUUAUUUAUU
Dermatophagoides pteronyssinus (European house dust mite) is the source of this 671-nucleotide messenger RNA. It is a transcript of the gene DCTN5-p25, whose product is annotated as Dynactin 5, p25 subunit. Lineage: Eukaryota; Metazoa; Arthropoda; Arachnida; Sarcoptiformes; Pyroglyphidae. Gene Ontology annotation, cellular component: dynactin complex. The record is from RefSeq and is a predicted model, not a curated record.